Messenger RNA from Rotaria sp. Silwood1, 1125 nucleotides. The record is from the annotation of a GenBank genome assembly. Lineage: Eukaryota; Metazoa; Rotifera; Eurotatoria; Philodinida; Philodinidae.
AUGGCUACAACAGUCUCUAAUUCUUUUGUUUAUCCACCAUUAUCGACAGAAAUAGCGUCAUGGCAACGGGAAUAUACACCUGGACCGCUCACCGAAGAUGAGUUUCGUCAAUUUUUCGAAGAUGGUUUUGUAAUCAAACGUGAUCUAUUGACACGCGAUCUAUUGGAAUCAGCUAUUCAUGGUAUAGAGAAAGUCGUUGAUGAAGUGGCACAAGACCUAUUCAAAGCAGGCAAAAUACAAGAUUUACAUGAAAAUAAAAAUUUCUAUCAACGUUUAACGGCAAUUGAUGCACAAUUUCCGAGUGCUUCUGUUCUAAUGCAUAAACGCGGUAUAUUACCACCCGAAAUUGCGUCAUUAUGGUCGAGUCAGUCGUUAUUAAGUGUUGCUAAACAAUUACUGGGACCAGACAUAGCCGGUCAUCCUGUGUGGAAUAUUAGACCAAAAAUUCCUAAUCAAGAACAAGCAACUGUACCGUGGCAUCAAGAUACUGCCUAUUUGAGUAAUGAAUGUUGGAAAAUUCUUCAAGUAACAGCAUGGAUUCCACUGUUGGAUGCUAACAAGGAAAAUGGAUGUCUGCAAGUGUUACGUGGUGGUCACCGCUCUGGCUUGACAUGUAAGCACAAUUGUUGUACUGGAAAUACUUGGUAUGUGGAAGUACCUGAAGAAGAAAUGACAAAAACAUUGGGCAUCCCAUUGAAUGAACAAACUGUCGUCACUUGUGAAACUCCCUUCGGUUCCGUACUAUUUUUAAAUAAUUUAAUUCCGCAUAGAUCAACGGAAAAUUACAGUACAAAUAUCAGAUGGAGUUUAGAUUUGAGAUGGCAGAAGCCUAAUGAACCGAACGGAUUCUACGGUUUGAAAGAUAAUAUAUUGAUGGCUAAAGGAGAUGAUGAGAAUUUCAAACCCGAUUGGGAUCAAUGGUCAAAGAUUAACCGAAGUAAAUUACAAGAAGCUGCCGUUGAAGAAAAAAUUAAAAAUCAAAUAGAAGAACUUCGAGAGCAACGUGCGGAUGAUCCCUUCGAUACAACGAUAUCUGGACCGUGGAUGCAUAAUUGGCCCAUUGUUCAUCACAAUAGACACACUGCCACAUUAACAACAAAAUCCACAAACUGGGAUAAAUCAUGA